Rubroshorea leprosula is the source of this 2081-nucleotide messenger RNA. The record is from the annotation of a GenBank genome assembly. Lineage: Eukaryota; Viridiplantae; Streptophyta; Magnoliopsida; Malvales; Dipterocarpaceae.
AAACAUGAUGAAACGAUGUCGUUUUCUGUUAUGUUUCUGAGGACAGCAAAUCCUUUCCCUUCCGACGCAAACGAGGCUCCCCUCAUUGAACUCAAAUGCACCUUCACCGUUCUCAACGUUUCAUCCAACCUUUCUCAACUCCGAGAAGACCGUUUUCUUCUUCUUCUUCUCUCAAUUGGAGAACCCAAAUCAAGCAAAGCUGUCUUGUUUCCCAAAUCUCAUCUAUCCUCUUACAGAGGCACAGUUGGGACGUACUUCUCCGAAACCUCAAUCUCUCCCUCAAACUCACACCUCCCCUCUUCUUCCAGAUCCUCCGAAAGACCCAAUCCAACCCCGAAAUCUCUCUAAAUUUCUUCAAUUGGGUAAGAACCCAUCUGGGCUUCGAACCAGAUCUCAAAUCACAAUGUCAUGUCAUCCGAAUUGCGCUCCAAUCGGGUAUUUCCCAACCUGUAAAACCCAUUUUAGAAUCUCUGGUUCAGACCCAUCCUGCUUCAGUAGUUGCAGAGUCUAUGAUUCGAGCAUGCGAAGGUAAAGAUUCUCAAUCAGGUGCUUUGAGCUUGGUUCUUGAAUGUUAUUCCUCUAAGGGUUUCUUUAAGGAGGGUUUAGAGGUGUUUAGGAGAAUGAGGAUUCAGGGGGUCACUCCUUCAUUAAGGGCUUGUAAUGCGCUACUUGAUGCUUUGCAGCGAGAGAAUGAGAUUGCUUUGGCUUGGUGUUUUUAUGGUGCUGUAGUUCGAGUUGGGGUUGCCCCAAAUCAGCUUACUUGGUCAUCGGUAGCUCAAAUUCACUGUAAAAAUGGGAAAUUUGAGAGACUUGUUGGAUUCUUGGAUAUGGGUGUUUAUAAUUCUAUGAUUUAUAAUCUUGUUAUUGAUGGUUAUAGCAAAAAUGGGGAUUUUGGAGCUGCAUUUGAUAGAUUGAAUGAGAUGUGUGAGAGAAAAAUUAAUCCUAGUUUUCGUACCUAUAGCUCAAUACUUGAUGGUGCAUGUAGAUACAAAGAUUCAGAAGCAAUUGAGAGGAUAAUGGGCAUGAUGAAGUGUCAUUUAUCUGAAAAUAAUUUGAUCAUUCAAAAGCUUUCUGAUUUGGGGAAGACUUAUGCAGCAGAAAUGUUUUUCAAGAGGGCUUGUGAUGAGAAGAUUGAACUAAGGGAUGGUACUUACGGAUGUAUGUUAAGGGCAUUAUCUAAGGAAGGAAGAAUAGAUGAGGCGAUUCAGAUAUAUUGGGUGAUUAUGGAAAGGGGAAUUAGGGUAAGUGAUAGUUGUUAUUAUGGAUUUGUAAAUCUUCUCUGUAAGAAAGAGCGGUCUGAGGCAUAUGAACUGUUGAGAGACAUUAUAGGAAAAGGACAUUGCCCCCCUGCAUCUGAAUUGUCUACUUACAUAACAUUACAAUGCAGGAAAAGGAGAUGGAGGGGGGCAGAGGAGCUGUUGAAUUUAAUUCUGGAUACAGGGUCACUACCCAAUUCACUUUGUUGUGGCUCAUUGAUGAAGCACUACUGCUCUACUAGACAGAUUGAUAUAGCUUUUACAUUACAUGAUAAGAUAGAGAAACUAAAGGGCAGUUUGGAUGUAGCAGCAUAUAACAUACUUCUUGAUGGUCUCUGGAAAGAAGGGAAGUCUGAAGAAGCAGUCAGAGUAUUCAAUUACAUGAAAGGAAUUAAUACAGUAAGCAGUGCAAGUUUUGUGUCCAUGAUCAGUGGACUUUGCCGCAUAAAGCAAUUGAGAAGAGCUAUGAAAAUUCAUGAUGAAAUGUUGAAGAUGGGGCUGAAGCCUGAUAAAGCUUCAUAUAAGCGUUUGAUUUCUGGUUUUAAGUAGUAAUAAUAAUACCCUAACCUUUCUAGACUGCAUACAUGUUGGAUCGUGCUGGAAGAAGAAGAUUGUUCUUUCAGCUAGCUUUCAUCUCAUUGCAUACUAAUGUCAUACCUUUGAGAACACUGGUUAUGUUCCUUUUACCCAUGUUAGAGGAAACAGGGAUCUUAUUGUUGUCUCAUAGAAACAAAGUCUAUAUGGUCUAUGGUUUGUUUUUUCGCUAGAUUUUGUGAUGGCUGCUUGCACUUGUCUUGGAUGAGUGAAUAAGAGGGUAUGUUAUAG